AGUAUAAAUAACAGACAGUACUCUCACUCGGUUUGGCGGGAAGAUAUGCGCAGCCCUCAUUACGCAGGCGAGCGGCCAUUACGCUGGUUUAAAUCUUGCUAAUCGCCAGUGUGUCUGUGAGGUUUGUUUUUGUGCAGAGCCGUAACGACAAGUGUAAAGAUUAAAAUAAAAUAUCAAAUAUUAUAAAUAAUGACGUUAUUACUUAUAUAAUAUAUAACUCAAUAACUAAUGUUUUUAUCAGUUCAGAAAUUUAAUUGCGAAUAACUUUUUUAAUUUAAUAUUUUCGACGUUUUAAAUAUUUUUAAUGCGGACCUGUUGUGUUUUAUGCCAGAAUAAUGGCUUCGAGGUCAUUGAAAAUCAAUUCGCCACAUCAAACGUGCCGCCACUGAGUGAGAGUACUGUCUGUUAUAUAUACUGUGCUGCUAGUUUUUGUAAUAAAAAGGAAUUAUUAUUUUGAAUUUUAACAAAAAUUAUAAAUUUAUUAAAACGUUUCUUUUAGAAUCGAAAUAAUUCUAAAUUUCCAUUUAAAUGUUAAUUAAUUUAUCAUUGUUAUAUAGUUUUCAAUGUUCGGUUGGUACCUAACCUAUAAUUGGUAAACAUAACCUAUAAAUUGAACACGCACAAUUCUUUUUAAAUUAAUUUAAACAAAAAUGAGAAAACUAAAUCACAGAACGAUAUCGUUUGAUAAGAACUUUUUAAGGAAACUUAAAGAAGAUUCAAAUAGUUGUGUUCACAUUCAAAAAGAUGUUAAACGAUUACCAAUUCAUCCGUUUAGAUUAAUUGAUAUAAAUGCGUGCAUAAAAGAUAUCUUCCAAACAAAAAUUGCUAAAUACGAUGAAAAGUUAAAUGGAAUUUUAUUGGGAUACCAAAACAUAACCCUUUUGGACAGCGAUCGUGGGACUUUCGAUGGAUCUUUUACUCAUAUGGAUAUAGAAGGUGAAUUUUACGUUUUUAGACCGAUUAUAGGAAGCAUUUUAAAUGGAAUUGUUAAUAAAAAAAGUAAAGAUCAUGUUGGGUGUUUGGUCUAUAACACAUUUAAUGUUUCUCUUCCAAGACCGCAAGGCGAAGAAACCUGGUUAGGACAAAAUAUUAAUAUUGGGAGUGAAGUUCAGUUUAAAAUUAAUUUUACAAACAUGGAUUCAAAAUUACCUUAUAUUAGAGGUGAAUUGCAAUCGAUUAUUAAUGAUAGUGGGUUUAGUGCUGAUGAUAGUUUUCUCAAACAAAGCAAUAAAAUUAAAUUUAAUGAUAGUGAUGAUGAAGAAACUACAAAAAAAAUAAUUAAAAAACAUAAAAAAGCUAAACAUAAAGAAUUAGAACAAGAUUUUCAAGAAAUUAAAGUAAAAAGAUCUAAAAAGAAUAAAAAAGAAAGGCAAUCAGAAGAAAUAUCUUUAGAAAUUGAUGAAAAAAAUGUUAAGAAAAAACAUAAAAAAGAUAAACCAAUGAAUUCAGAUUUGAAUCAGCUAGAAGAAUCUGAAACAUUAAUAAAAUCAAAACGAAAAAAGAAUAAGCAUAAAAAUGAGUCUAAAAAUGAAAGUUUAAAUCAAUCAUAUAGUGAAAAUGAUAAAAUUGGUGAGAAUGAAAUUAUGCAGACUUCAAAAGAAAGAAAACGGAAACGUGAGGAUCAAACUGAUGAAUUUAAUGAGAUAUUAACACAAGAUUUUGAUAAAAAAAGUAAAAAACAUAAAAAGCAAAAAGAAAAAGCUGAAUUAAUUGAUGAUGAUUUGAAUCAAUUUGAAGAAAAUGAAAAGAUAGAAAAAGUUAAAAGAAAAAAGAAUAGAUUAAAAGAUAAAGAAGACUUUUUAGAAUCUUUAAUGCAUAAUAUUGAUGAAGAAUUUGAUGCAAAAAUAAAAAAGCAUAAAAAACAUAAACGAAAAAAGGAAGAAAAUCAAAAUGAUGAAAAUGGUGGCACUCAAAACUUGUCUGUUGAAACUAUCAAUGAAGAAAUUGAUAGUAAGAAACAUAAAAAGAAAAAGAAGGAAAAGAAUUAAUUAAGUUAGAUUUUAUUUCUUUUUACAAAUAAAAUUAAU
This is a messenger RNA of Onthophagus taurus, 2027 nucleotides long. It is a transcript of the gene Polr1F, whose product is annotated as RNA polymerase I subunit F. Gene Ontology annotation, cellular component: RNA polymerase I complex. Gene Ontology annotation, biological process: DNA-templated transcription initiation; transcription elongation by RNA polymerase I. Lineage: Eukaryota; Metazoa; Arthropoda; Insecta; Coleoptera; Scarabaeidae. The record is from RefSeq and is a predicted model, not a curated record.